Messenger RNA from Beta vulgaris subsp. vulgaris (sugar beet), 2892 nucleotides. Its product is annotated as protein LOW PHOTOSYNTHETIC EFFICIENCY 1, chloroplastic. Bases 313 to 2559 code for a protein of 748 amino acids. The record is from RefSeq and is a predicted model, not a curated record. Gene Ontology annotation, molecular function: protein binding. NCBI's taxonomy places the organism in Eukaryota, Viridiplantae, Streptophyta, Magnoliopsida, Caryophyllales, Amaranthaceae. The transcript is spliced from 2 exons.
AUCCAGUCAUACUACCAAAAUAAAGAAAUUAAACCAAUAAAAAAUAAUUUAAGGGGGGGAAAUAACACACAUCCCUUCAGUCAGCCAGUGACAGUCAGUUAUCCACGCCAUCAAUUCCUUCUACCGGCUGCCGGAGAAUUCCAGCGCUGGAGCAGUCACUGGGGGUCCACAUACAUCCUUCUUUUCUUCUGUGAAAAAGAUAUGAAAUUGAAAGAAGAGUUGGAGCUGAAUUACUGUGAUUUUGCCUUGUAAUAGUUUAUUUUUUUUUUUUUAAUAAUGGAUUCUGAAUAUAAGCCCUGAAUUAUUAUCACAAUGCAAGCUUUAAGCAUAUGGCCUUUGAGAGGGGACUUGUUGGAAGUACCCCAACUUGAGUUUCAUCUUAGUUUUGCUCCUUUUGGGUGUAUAAGGAGUAGUAGUUUUGCAAGAAAAAAGUUGAAAAUAUUUGAUUCUAUAGUCCACUUGAGGAGGUCUAUUUCUCUGUCUGCUUGCUAUAGAAAAUCAGACUUUAAUUUGGGUAUUGAAUGUUUCUUCGAGUGUCCGAAUAUUGGAAUUUCGCUUUUGAGUGAUCGGGGAGGUUCUGUUCGGACGUGCUUUCCUGUGGGGUGGGCUUUAGAGGAGCAAGCAAUUGGGAAUAGUGUGAGUGAUGAGAAUUUGGAGGAAAUUGAUGGGGUCUCGGAGGGGACUCGAUUACAUUAUGAUAGUGGUGAGUUGGCUUCGAGUAAGAGUGUAAGUAGUGAUGAUGUUGAAAGAGGAAUUAGAGAUGAAGGAGCACAAAUGAAAAGACGAGUUGAUGUACGUGGGCUUGCACAAAGUUUACUUAAUGCUAGAUCAGUAGAGGAUGUGGAGGAAGUUAUGAAACAUGAGGAUGCUUUGCCUCCUCAAGUAUUUUCAUCCAUCAUAAGAGGCUUUGGCCGAGAAAAGAGACUAGAACCUGCAAUUGCUGUUGUUGAUUGGCUUAAGAAGAAGUCUGAAGAGAGUGAACAUGUUGAUGGUCCGAACCUUUUCAUAUAUAAUAGCUUGCUAGGUGCUGUCAAACAGUCUGGAGAACUAGAUAAAGUCGAUAUAGUGUUGAAUGAGAUGGAUGAAGCUGGUAUUGCUCAUAAUGUAGUGACGUAUAAUACUCUGAUGGGCAUAUAUUUGGAUGAAGAACGAGCAGUUGAGGCUCUUGAUCUCUUUGAAGAAAUUAAACGCAAUGGGUUAUCUCCAUCUCCUGCUUCUUAUUCUACGGCCUUAUUGGCUUAUCGGAGAAUGGAAGAUGGGAUUGGAGCAUUAAACUUCUUUUUAGAUUUAAAGGAGAAGUAUACAAAUGGAGAGCUCCAAAAAGAUGAUUAUGAAAAUUGGGAUAUUGAAUUUCUGAAGUUUAAGGACUUCACUAGUCGUAUUUGCUACCAAGUAAUGCGACGCUGGCUUGUUGAGGAUGGAAACUAUACCACCAAUGUAUUAAAAUUACUUAUAGAAAUGGACAAGGCUGCACUUCCACCGUCACAUGAAGAGUAUGAGCGGCUUGUUUGGGCCUGUACUCGUACAGAACAUUAUACUGUGGCCAAAGAGCUGUAUAAUAGAAUAAGGGAAAAUCGUUCAGAACUAAGUGUGUCAGUAUGCAAUCAUAUCAUCUGGUUGAUGGGAAAGGCUAAGAAAUGGUGGGCUGCUUUGGAAGUAUACGAGGAUUUAUUAGAUAAGGGGCCGAAACCAAACAAUCUGUCACAUGAGCUAAUUGUAUCGCACUUCAAUGUUUUGCUUAGUGCUGCUAGGAAAAGAGGUAUAUGGAGAUGGGGGCUAAGGUUGCUAGACAAGAUGGAAGCCAAAGGCUUGAAACCCAGAAGUAGGGAAUGGAAUGCUGUUCUUAUAGCUUGCUCUAAAGCUUCAGAAACUACUGUUGCUGUGGACAUAUUCAAGAGAAUGAUAGAGAAAGGUGAAAAGCCUACCAUUAUUUCGUAUGGAGCAUUGCUUAGUGCUCUGGAGAAAGGAAAAAUGUAUGACGAGGCUGUACGGGUAUGGGAGCAUAUGCGCAAAGUUGGUGUUGAACCCAACAUAUAUGCCUACACUAUUAUGGCAUCUGUUUAUGCUGGACUUGGUAAAUUCAGUCUUGUUGACUAUAUCAUCCAAGAAAUGGUUUCAACAGAAAACAACCCGACAGUUGUUACGUAUAAUGCAAUUAUUAGUGUAUGCGCAAGGAAUGAUAUGGGUGGUGCAGCUUACGAGUGGUUUCAACGCAUGAAAAGUAUGAGCAUUGACCCAAAUGAAAUCACUUAUGAUACGUUGAUCGAGGUUCUUGCAAAAGAUGGCAAGCCGAGGUUAGCAUAUGACUUAUAUAUGACGGCACUGAAAGAGGAUAUGAAGCCUUCUUCAAAGGCUUAUGAUGCCAUAAUACAGUCCUCUAAUACAUUUAGUGCUACUAUUAAUAUAAGUUCACUAGGACCUAGGCCACCAGAGAAGAAGCAAAAGGUGCUAGCCAGGAAGAAUUUGUCGGAGUCUUCUAACGCGGUUGAUACUCCUAACGAGAGUGAGUCAUUUGUCAAAAAGGAGGAUCUUGCAGAAGAAACAGCAAAAGACCUGUAAAGGUAGUGAACUUCAUCAAAUUGAGGUCUUUCUAUACAACAUACUAAAAGACUUCUCUUUCUCUGAUGUUUUGUUUGACACGUGAUAAUUUGUGCAAAUUUUUUGCAAAGAAGGAAAAGUGUAUAUGUUGAGGAAACUUCUGAUGUGAUUCUUUUGAAAUCUCCCUAAUCUAUCUUACCAGAUAUAUUACUUAUCACAGAAAAUAUUAGUGUGUCACACCAGUUUCUAAUGCUGUCGUUUAUUUACUCGUGAGUCUCUUGUACUCUCCAUCAACAUGUAAUACUUGCGUGGUUUUGUCGUAGUAUAAUAGUAUAUACUUGUACUUCCUGCUAA